Messenger RNA from Conger conger (European conger), 900 nucleotides. RefSeq names its product C-reactive protein-like. Bases 12 to 701 code for a protein of 229 amino acids. The transcript is spliced from 3 exons. NCBI's taxonomy places the organism in Eukaryota, Metazoa, Chordata, Actinopteri, Anguilliformes, Congridae. The record is from RefSeq and is a predicted model, not a curated record.
UCAAACACAAAAUGUUUGCAUGUGGUGAAAUGGUGAUGUUGCUGGCUACCCUCCUGCUCAGUGGUGUCGCCCUCUCAGCAGCUGAUGGUCUGUUUGGGAAAGCCUUGGUGUUUCCUGUCGAGACGGACAACAGCUAUGUCAAACUGACUCCACAGAAGCCCCUGGAGCUUAAAGCCUUUACUAUCUGCAUGAACGUGGCCACGGAGCUGAAAGGCAAGAGGGAGGUCAUCCUCUUUGCUUACCGCACCAGAGACUUUGACGAGCUCAACAUCUGGCGAGAGCUGGAUGGGCGCUAUUCCUUCUACCUAAGUGGAGAGGGGGUAUUUUUUGAAAUACCGCAACUAAACACAUUCAAGACCCACUUGUGUGUCACAUGGGAAUCUGCCACAGGUCUGUCUGCAUUCUGGGUGGAUGGCAAGCGGAGCAUUAGGAAAGUGUACAAACAGGGACACACAGUUCGACCCAAUGGUAUCGUCCUUCUAGGGCAGGACCCUGACCAUUUUUUGGGGAAAUUUGAGGCUGACCAGAGUUUUGUUGGUGAAAUGUCUGAUGUUAACAUGUGGGACUAUGUCCUGUCUGAAAGUCAGAUUAAGGCAUUGUAUUCCUGUGGUGGACAUGUUCCCAAAGGUAACAUUCUUGACUGGAAGACAAUUCAGUACCAGAUCUACGGUAGGGUAAUUGUUGCAAACUCUAGAAUUUGAUGGGAUAUCCUUCAGUUCUAUUGCAACUUCACACAGCACUUCACCUGUAAAUGAUGUGCUGUGAUACACAGUAUAGAUUUAAUUCAAUUAAAGUAUCUAAUAUUGUGUCUAAUCUGCAGCUUCCAUUAACUUACACUUCAGAAUCAGACAGUUUUUUUGUAAAAUCAUAAAUUAUAUUUCAAUGCAAUGCAUUUCUGUU